AACAAUGCUCUUCUCCAGGGCGUUGUCCUCUGCAGCACAUCACUAUCGCAGGAUCUCAGAGUCAGUACCCACUAUACCAAGCCUACGCCACCUCUACUCACGCAUUCUACUCGACAGGACAAGCUCAAUGAUCUUGCAAGAAGCAUGGGUGCCGUUCACCGUCUCGACUUGACCGCCGACGUAACUCAUCUGAUAGUCGGCAACAUCGACACCCCCAAAUGCAGGCAUACCGCAAAAGAAAGACCCGACAUACACGUACUGAAGCCCGAAUGGAUACAUGCCAUCCGCAAAUCCUACAUGGAGGAUCAAGACAUUGACGUUGAUGCACUGGUCCAAGAGCAUCGCCUGCCCGUCUUUUACAACUUGCACAUCUCUGUGACAGGCUUCGAAGACAGUAUACAACACAUUAUCGAGAAGAUCAGAAGCAACGGCGCUCAUUAUCAUGGAGACCUCACCAGAGAAGUCACCCACCUGAUUGUCGCCAAACCGAAGGGUGCAAAAUACGAGCGUGCGCAAUCUUGGACCAUCAAGACGACUUCUCUGAAAUGGCUUGAAGAAAGUCUUGACAGGGGUAUGGCUGUCGACGAAUCACUCUAUCAUCCUUUAAUGCCUCUCGAGGAUCAGGGCCGAGGCGCCUUUGUACGUGGUUACCAGCGGCCUCCCGUCCUCGGAAAGAGACAGCGUGGAGAGACCGCUAUUAUACCAAAAGAAGAGAAUGGAAAGCGAAAGAUGCGACGCACUGCAAGUGCCAAGUUGGCAGAUCACAGCCAAAAUAUGAUGACCAGUUUCAUGUCGCAUGGAGGUGAAGAAUCAUCCGAACUUGCCAAUGAUCAGUGGACAGAGGCCCAACAUGUUGCAACACCAUCACGAAGCGUUACUCCUCCAAGCAGAGCAAACGAUGCAUCUCGUCAUACUUCACGCGAAGGGGGCCCUGCGCCUCCUGGAGAGGAAUUAGGUCUCUUCUCGGGUGUUUUGUGUCUUGUCCACGGUCAUGAUGAGAAGAAGAUAAAAAAUAUCAUAACUUCGAAUGGAGGUCAGAUUACCCAUUCUGCUGAUGUCUUGCAUGCAGCUCAGAAUGGCGACUUAUGCCAACACAAGGUCCUGAUACUACCAAGCGAAUGGACAUCAACUAAAAAGGGCUCGUUACCCGAGGUUCCUCCCGAAACAUGGCUUGUAACGGAAUGGUGGCUGGAAAGAUGUAUCAAGCAGAAGAUGAUUGUUGAUCCCGAUCAUGAUAUACUCAGUCAACCGCAUCUCAGCCUGCCGAUCGAUGACUUUGAAGGUUUGACGAUAGCGACCUCUGGAAUGGGCCAUGACGUGCUACACAUUUCAAGAGUGGUCAGACUUGCAGGCGCAUCAUACGACGAGAUGUUGGUACCAAGGACGUCUUUUCUGAUCGUCCCUGGUGCCGCAACAAACUCAGAAAAGAUCUCAUACGCUGCGAAGCAUAAAAUUCCUGUCGUUUCGGACACAUGGCUCUAUUCCAGUCUGCACCAUGUACGAAAGAUGCCACUGUCCGACUACUUGGUGGCCGGACAGUCCAAACAAAUUCUUGAUCGCUCUUCUGCUCGGGACGGAAGUGUUGCUCCUCCACAAGACAAGAGG
Molecule: messenger RNA, 1605 nt
Organism: Aureobasidium uvarum
Lineage: Eukaryota; Fungi; Ascomycota; Dothideomycetes; Dothideales; Saccotheciaceae
Source: the annotation of a GenBank genome assembly